AUGGAUCACUCUUUUACCCGUUCCCCUGCAGAGUUACUCCGCGACUUCGGUGUUUCGGAGGAGGCAGGGUUGACGCAGGAUCAAGUGUUGCGCUUGCGCGAGAAGUAUGGGUCAAACGCUCUUGAAGAAGAGGAAGCUACCCCUCUCUGGAAACUAGUUCUCGAGCAGUUUCAAGACCAACUUGUCCUCAUCCUCCUCGCUUCCGCCGCAAUCUCGUUCGUUUUGGCUCUCUUUGAGGGUGGAGAUGACUGGACUGCUUUCGUUGACCCGGCUGUGAUCCUCACCAUUCUUAUCCUUAAUGCCAUCGUCGGCGUAUCUCAAGAAAGCAGCGCCGAAAAAGCAAUUGCAGCUCUUCAAGAAUAUUCCGCCAAUGUCACAAAGGUCGUUCGCAAUGGUACACUACAAAAGCUCAAAUCCGAGGAGCUCGUCCCCGGAGACAUCAUCCACAUCGCAGUGGGUGACCGCGUUCCGGCCGACUGCCGGUUGCUGUCAAUCCAAAGCAACAGCUUCCGAGUUGACCAAGCAAUCUUGACCGGUGAAAGUGAAAGUGUUAGCAAGGAUACCAAAGUCGUUCCGGAUAAGCAGGCUGUGAAGCAGGACCAAACAAAUAUGCUGUUUUCUGGUACCACCGUCGUGGCUGGCCAUGCAACUGCAAUUGUCGUUCUUACUGGAGCUUCAACCGCUAUCGGUGGCAUUCAUGAGAGCAUCACUUCUCAGAUUUCCGAGCCUACGCCUUUGAAACAGAAGCUGAACGAUUUUGGCGAUGUUCUUGCAAAGGUUAUUACUGUCAUCUGUAUCGUCGUCUGGUUGAUCAACAUUGAGCAUUUCAACGAUCCAUCGCAUGGUGGCUGGGCAAAGGGUGCCAUCUACUAUCUCAAAAUUGCCGUGUCUUUGGGUGUUGCCGCCAUUCCGGAAGGUCUUGCUGUCGUUAUCACUACAUGUUUGGCAUUGGGUACUCGUAAGAUGGCAGCGAAAAAUGCUGUUGUUAGAUCCUUGCCAUCCGUUGAGACAUUGGGAAGCUGCAGCGUUAUUUGCUCUGACAAGACAGGAACCUUGACCACCAACCAGAUGAGUGUUGAGCGGGUUCUCUAUUUAGAUUCUACUGGACAAGGCUUUGAAGAAAUUGAUGUGGAGGGUACUACUUUUGCGCCAAUUGGUGCACUGAAGAAAGGAGGAAAGCCGUUGAAAGAUUUGGCAGUUUCAUCCUCGACAAUUCGUCAAAUGACUGAAGUACUUUCUCUAAACAACGAGGCUACCCUGGCUUAUGACCCCAAGACCGGUUAUUCUUGCAUUGGAGAGCCCACAGAGGGAGCUCUUCGUGUCUUAGCAGAGAAGAUUGGAACCGACAACGCCGCUUUCAACGAGACCGUACGGUCCUUGCCUGCGUCUGAUGCUUUACACGCCACUAGCAGAUACUACGAGAAGAAACUACCGCUAAAGGCAACAUAUGAAUUCUCUCGAGACCGCAAGAGUAUGUCCGUCUUGGUCGGAGAAGGCAAAAACCAGAAGCUUUUGGUUAAAGGUGCCCCUGAAUCUAUCCUCGAACGUUGCUCUCAUGUCCUUCUCGGCUCCGAUGGUCCUCGCGUACCAUUGACCAAGAGCCACAUCGGUUUGAUUUCUGAACAAGUAGUUGAAUGCGGCAACCGGGGUCUUCGUGUCAUUGCUCUAGCUAUCGUGAGCGACAUAUCUACAAAUCCACUCUUGCACACGGCCAAGACUUCAGAAGAGUAUGCGCAGUUGGAGCGUAACUUGACCCUGAUCGGCCUUGUCGGUAUGCUUGAUCCUCCUCGUCCGGAAGUAGCCAGCUCCAUCCGUAAAUGCCGUGAAGCUGGAAUCCGAAUCAUUGUCAUUACUGGAGACAACCGCAAUACUGCCGAGUCUAUUUGCCGUCAAAUUGGUGUCUUUGGGGCUGAUGAGAACUUGCAAGGCAAGAGUUUUACCGGCAGAGAGUUUGACGAUUUGACCGACAGCCAGAAAUUGGAAGCCGUCAAGAACGCAUCUCUCUUUUCUCGUACUGAGCCUGCGCACAAGUCUAAGCUCGUGGAUCUUCUUCAAUCACUCGGCCAUGUCGUCGCCAUGACUGGUGACGGUGUCAACGAUGCCCCAGCCCUGAAAAAGGCAGAUAUCGGUGUUGCCAUGGGUACAGGAACAGACGUCGCCAAGCUCGCCGCCGACAUGGUCCUCGCUGAUGACAAUUUCGCUACCAUCGAAGUCGCAGUCGAAGAAGGCCGUUCCAUCUACAACAACACCCAGCAAUUCAUCCGCUACUUGAUUUCCUCCAACAUCGGUGAAGUGGUAUCCAUCUUCUUGACCGCUGCUUUGGGAUUACCCGAGGCUUUGAUUCCUGUUCAGUUGCUGUGGGUGAACCUGGUUACUGACGGUCUACCGGCUACUGCGCUUUCAUUCAACCCUCCCGAUCACGAUGUCAUGCGCCGACCUCCUCGUCAGCGUGAUGAAGCCCUUGUUGGCGGAUGGCUUCUCUUCCGUUACAUGGUUAUUGGAACAUACGUUGGCGCCGCCACUGUGUUUGGUUACGUCUGGUGGUUCAUGUUCAACCCUGCCGGACCCCAGAUCUCCUACUGGCAACUGUCCCACUUCCAUAAAUGCAGCGCCUCCUUCCCCGAAAUCGGCUGCUCCAUGUUCCACAACGACAUGUCCAAAUCCGCCUCGACCGUCUCCCUCUCAAUCUUAGUUGUAAUCGAAAUGCUGAACGCAAUGAACGCCUUAUCAUCCAGCGAAUCCCUCCUCACCUUCCCGCUCUGGCAGAACCCCAUGCUCGUGUACGCAAUCAUACUAUCAAUGUCGCUCCAUUUCGCGAUUUUGUACAUCCCGUUUUUGCAAGGGUUGUUUGCCAUUUUGCCGCUGGAUUGGAAUGAGUGGACUGCUGUGUUAGGUAUCAGUGCGCCUGUUAUUCUAAUCGACGAAAUCCUCAAAUACUUUGAGCGACGCCUUUACGACAAACGCGUUGAGCAACCGUCCUCUGAGAAUCAGAAUGGGAAGAUUAAAGCUGCUUGA
Messenger RNA from Talaromyces marneffei, 3015 nucleotides. RefSeq lists its product as uncharacterized. Gene Ontology annotation, molecular function: ATP hydrolysis activity; P-type calcium transporter activity; ATP binding. Gene Ontology annotation, cellular component: membrane. Bases 1 to 3015 code for a protein of 1004 amino acids. Gene Ontology annotation, biological process: calcium ion transmembrane transport; intracellular calcium ion homeostasis. The record is from RefSeq and is a predicted model, not a curated record. The transcript has 5 exons. Lineage: Eukaryota; Fungi; Ascomycota; Eurotiomycetes; Eurotiales; Trichocomaceae.